GGUCCGACGGCCGGACCGGUCCGCUGCCGUCACUCGGAGCGCGUCCCCGAGGCGCGUCCCCCAUGCAGCGCGUGCCCGCGCUCUCUGACUGUGACAGGCCGGAGGGAGAGGAGGACCGAGCGAGGACUGAGCCGAGGGACAGGAUGAGGAGGAUGAGCGGAGACGUGUGAGCGACCUGCGCCUGGAGGGAGGACUGACUCCUCGCCGAGACACCGCGGGUGGAGCUCGAUACACACACAUACAGGCACAGGUCGAGCUGGAACUCGGGGUUCUCGAGCCCGUUCCCACUCCGGCACGCGGACCUGCCCACGGGGCCAGAGAGUGAGCACGCGCGUGGGUCUUCGUCCGUGGGGCAAAGAAAGGAGGAAGAAGGAAAGCGAAGGAAUGUGUGAGAGAGAGAAGUGCGGGCUGUCAGGGGGAGAGACCAGCUGAGACCCCCGGAGAGCCGCGCGAGCGGGAAACGGAUCCGAAGAGAUACAAUGUAUCGGUCGGCGCGACAUUGUGACGCGCGCGGGAAACGGGACUGAGCAACUUCGAGCGUCUCUGCUGAAUAUUCACGCCGCGCGCGUCUCUCUCUCUCUGUGUGUGUGUGUAUGAGAGAGAGAGAGAGAGAGAGAGAGAGAAAGAGAAAGAGAGACACCUUUGCGAAGCACCUCGAUGGGAUGACGGCGCUUCUUUCCAAAAUGUGACCGAUCUGCAGACUCUCCGUGCAGACACCCUGUUAAUUUGCGCGUUCUGGCGGCUCCCCCGGGGGGUCUCAUCGUCGGGACGCACGUGUCGCUGAUCCAAUAGCAGGGCUGCGCAGGGGAGGGACUCGACCCCACAGCAAACAAGGCACGUCGUCUGCCUUGUUCUUGAGGAUGACACAUCGGUGCUCCCGGGGGUAUUUCUCCAGGCUCUAGGGGACACGUCUGGAUUUCUCAGUCCAUCCCGUUACCUGUUAAGAGCCCCGCCUUCGGGCACAGCGCUCCCUGGUAGUUUACCCCGGUUACCCCCGGCCACGAUGAUGACCAGCGGUCCCACCAUUGUGUACGAAUGGCUGAAAACGCUGCAGCUGUGCCACUAUGUGGAGGCCUUCGUGGACAACGGCUACGACGACCUGGAGGUGUGCAAGCAGAUCGGGGACCCCGACCUGGACGCCAUCGGGGUCUUCAUCCCCCACCACCGGCAGAGGAUCCACGAGGCCGUGCGCAGGCUGAGGGAGGAGGACAAGGAGAGCGCCUCCGGGCUGUACUUCACCCUGGAGCCCAUGCCCCUGAGCUCGCAGGUCUACACCAGCCACAUGGUGGAGCAGUACGAGGGCAAGCUGCGGGGAUCCAAGUCGUGGGCCGAGCCGGGCGGCGUGCGGGAGCCCGGGGGCCAGAGCCACCAGGGAGUCGGUCGGAACGUCGCCCUCGGCCAUCGCGAGGAACUCGCGGUUUACCCCAAGCUGAAGCUGAAGAUCAUGAUCAGGGAUAAGCUCAUCAGAGAUGGAAUUAACCUGAGCAAGGCGCCCUACUCAAACAAGGACGGCUCCCUGGGGACCAUUGAUGACCUGGCGCAGCAAUACGCCGAAUACUACAACACCUGCUUCAGCGACGUGUGUGACAGGAUGGAGGAGCUACGCAGGCGACACGUCUCCCAGGAGAUGGACAUGGAGAAGACAGAAGGCGUCCCCUCUUCACUCCAGCUACGCUCAGAGAUCCAGGAGUCACUGGGACUCAGCAGCACGGUGUCGACCCCGGAGAGCGAGAGAAAGCUGUCCCUGUCCAUGCACAAGUCCAGCUCAGAAGAUGGCUCAGGAGGGAAGUGGGACGGUAAGAAGAAGAACAAGUCCUUCUGGCAGAAUUUCCGCAAGUCGCAGAAAGGCAUCGCGCGCCAGACGUCCAAAGGGGAGGACGUCGGCUACAUCGCCAGCGAGAUCACCAUGAGUGAUGAGGAACGCAUUCAGCUGAUGAUGAUGGUGAAGGAGAAGAUGAUCACAGUGGAGGAAGCUCUGGCCCGGCUGAAGGAGUAUGAGGCCCAGAGCAGACAAUGCGCCGGUACAGGCAGUACAGAGUGGACGGACGGCUCGAGUCCCGCUGUAAACGAGUCGUCCAACUGCAACUCACGGGAGCAGUCGGACGAGGAGGCCGAGGAUUCGCUCAAGUUCAGGAGGCUUCACAAGUUGGUCAGCUCCACCCGCCGGGUUCGCAAGAAGCUCAUAAAGGUGGAGGAGGGGCGGAGGCCGGGUUCUGAAGAUGCGCUCGGGUUCGAGGCCUCCCCGACGUGCGAGGACAAGGCAGCUCUCUAUGCUGGCGUCAAGAAACCCAGCGUCCCCCAGGACCAGUCUCUAUCCAGCCUAUUCCAGGAGCAGCUCUUUCUGGAUGGGGACACGGACAGCCUCACCACGUCGCCCUCAUCCAGCAGCCUGGACACGUGGAGCGGACACAGGCUGGUGAAGGCGGUGGGACGCACGGGCAGCAGCCAAGGCCUCGUGCAUCAGGGACGCAAACCUGGAGGGCAAGGGGCGGGUGUCGGCGGCAGCGGAUCGUCGUUCUCGGAAGCAGAGGGUGGCGGUGAGGAUGACCCCCGGGUGACGCGCUCCAUGACGGACGGCGAGAUGCGGAGAGCGCUCUCCUCGCUCAGCCACGGGGUGAGUAGCGAGAGCGUGCGUGGCGUGUGCAGCCCCGGUGUGUCCCGGGCGUGGCCCCGCUUCCUUGUGUCCUUAGAGGACGGGCAGGGUGGCCGCAGGGCAGCGCGGCCCAGAAGGACGCCGGACCCCAACUACUCGUACUCGACCAAACACCUGCUCCAUCAGCGGUCGCGGUCCAAGCCUUCGCCAACGCCGUCCCCGCCGGGGCGCUGCGAUGCGCCACUCCAACGGGACAAAGCAAGGGGCGGCGGUUGGGCGUUCCCCCCGCGGCGGCUGCGCGGCCGUACUGCCGUCAGUGAGUUCAACAUCACCUACGUGGUGGAGCGCAGCCUUCAUGGCCACCUCAGCUGGUCGCAGCUGGUCCGACCCGUGGCGGACCGCACCCUGGGAAGGGCCGAGCGCCACGACCUGCGGCGUCGCCUGCUGGACGAGGACGGCGAGUCGGACAGGAAGUGGGCGGCCAGCGUCGACCGCUGUACCAAGCGUGUUCUGUUGCGCAUUCAGCAGAAGUCUAGAACCUGCAGUUUCGGGGGAUUCGACUUGUCUAACCGCACUCUCCACGUCGUCAGUACUGCUGGAGAAACAGCCGGUAAGGAGCAGGAGCCGAUAUACAGGGAUGUGGUGAAGUCUCCCUCCACCUCUCGCAUCUCCCUGGGCAAGAAGGUGAAGUCUGUGAAGGAGACCAUGAAGAAGAGGAUCUCCAAGAAGUACAGCAGCUCCGUGUCUGAGCAGUCGAGUCCUGACGUGACCCCCAGCUCUCCGCAGUCCCCCCAGCCAGACACGGACUCCCUGGAGAAACCACCCAAGCUGAAGGCCGGAGGGUCUGUGGAGAGCCUCCGCAGUUCCUUGAGUGGCCAGAGCUCCAUGAGCGGUCAGACGGUGAGCACCACGGACUCGUCGGCGAGUAACCGGGAGAGCGUCAAGUCAGAAGACGGCGAUGAGGAGGAGCCGCCGUACAGGGGUCCCUUCUGCGGCCGUGCCCGAGUGCACACAGACUUUACCCCGAGCCCCUACGACACGGACUCCCUGAAGCUCAAGCGAGGGGAUGUGAUCGACAUCAUCAGUAAGCCCCCCAUGGGCACCUGGAUGGGUCUCCUCAACAACAAGGUGGGCACGUUCAAGUUCAUCUACGUGGACGUGCUGAAUGAAGAGGAGGAGAAGCCCAAGAGGCCCGUGAGGAGGAGGAAAAAGGGCCGACCGCCCAAGCCCAGCUCCGUGGAGGAGCUUCUGGAGCGCGUCAACCUCAAGGAGCACAUGCCCACCUUCCUGUUCAAUGGCUACGAGGACCUGGACACGUUCAAGCUGCUGGAGGAGGAGGACCUGGACGAGCUGAACAUCCGGGACCCGCAGCACCGGGCUGUGCUGCUCACGGCCGUGGAGCUGCUGCAGGAGUAUGACAGCAGUAGCGAUCCGGAGCGCGGUGGCCACACCGGCUCCCAGGAACUGCUGCUGUCGGAGGAGCGGACGGCGUCGGGAGAGUCCCCGCGAGACUCGGGGUGCUAUGAGAGCAGCGAGAACCUGCAGCAUGGGAAGGCCCGCAAGGAAUCCGUCUCCUGCAGGUCAUCGGGGGGCUCCGAGUCCGGCCAACCCCCGUCUCCGAAUUUCCCGACCCUGCCCAUGACCCGCUCCACGGAGGCCCUGCAGCAGACCAGGAGGGAGCGCUGUGCUGCUCGGCCCUUUUCCCUCAAGCUCUCCCUCAAGGGUUUGAGGAGGCGCUCGGCCCGGGUGCACAUGAACCCCAGCCGCAGCUGCGAGGGCCUGGAUGACGAGGCGAUGCCCCCCGCCCCUGCCCAGCAGCCCUGGAAGCGUUCCCACUCUCUGGGGGACCUGCAGUGGGAACAGGCCUUCGACAGGAAGAAGCUCCCUGAGCUGCCCGCCGCCCCUGAACCACACCCGCUGCCACCGUCCGGUCUGGGUCAGGAUGGAGGUGGGGGAGGACCCCACCUGUCAGAACUGUCCUCUCCAGCUGGCACACCCUGUGAGCCCCAGCCCCGAGAAUCCAGUGAGACGGACAGUGGGGGGGCCACACGGACUCAGGUGAAGAAGUCGCCUGUGCCCCCCCCAGUGCCUGUCAAAAAGUGUAGGGAACGUCUCCCCAAUGGGCUGUGCCACCCGAUGUUGCUGUCGCACCCCGACAAGACCCAGCCCGGCCCUGCUGACUCCGCCCCGCCGGCCACGCCCAGCCCCCCCUCCCCAGGGGAGCCGAGCUCCCCGCCGGCGGCGCCCCCGCCCUGGCUCUCCGACCUCCCCGGGAGGAAGGUGUCGCACAGCAAGACCGUCGACCUGGAGUCCUUGUUGGAGCAGAGACUGGAGUCUGAGGGCAUCGACCUGACGGAGGAGCCGUACUCAGACAAGCACGGCCGCUCGGGAGUCCCGCAAGCCCUGGUUCAGCGAUACGCCAAGGAGUUGGGGCAGCCCGCUGACGAAGUGGCAUCCGCCAUGGACCGGGUUCGAGUGAGGGAGCUCCGGCGACAGCACCGAAUGGCUAUCCCGUGUGGCGGCCUGGCUGAUCUAAGCCGCAAGUCCUCCCUGCCGGGGGGCGUGGUCCCCGUGGCGGACUGGCUGGUGUCCGUGGGGCUGCCCAUGUACGUCGGACCCCUGAGCGCCGCGGGCCUGGACUCCGUGGCCAGCGUCUCCGCCCUCACGGAGCAGUCGCUGCAGGAGGUGGGGGUUUGGGACGAGAGCCACGCCCACUGGCUGCUGGAGGAGGCCCGCAGGGCGCAGCUUUCGUAGCGCAGACGGCGGCACGGCCGCGACGCGAACGCACAUCCUGCGGUCGGCAGAGCCGUCGCAAAGGAUCGUCCGGCUGCGUCACCUGCGCGAAAGACCCCGACACGGGUGCCGUCGGCAAUGGCGCCGCAACCUUUCACGCAAUUCUCCUCCGCCGUCUUACUUCCUCCUUGCUCCCCGCUUCCACACUUUCGGAUGUUUGCGAUGAGACUGAAGAGACUCUCAGGGGGCGGCGCCGGAACGGGAAGCUGCCUUUGGAGCCGCAGCGCGCUUUUAUACCGUAAAGAAACAUAAAAAACUGUCCUCUAAAAUUUAAGUGCUUGAUUUCGUCUCUUUUUUUAAGACAGCAGAAGGAGCCCCCCGCACCUCGACCGCAGCGGCUUUUACCGACCACGGUCGGCCUUCUACGCCGAUUGUGAUUCCAGCUCAUGUAGAGUGUAGUGACUGAGCAUCAUGGGAUGACCUGGAUCCAGUUGAGAUCGUGUCUGAGGACAUUCCGGCGGCUCUGCUGGAAGGACGACGUCCCUUUCGGAACCUCUUGUUCCACGGCUGAACUCGGCCCUUCAGCGUUCGGGCCUUUUAAGCCACGCCUCCUCGAUCGGUGCCAAGACGGAGUUGUCCCGUAUCUCGGUGCGUUAAGCGGAUGAUGUUGCGUUGCCUUACGAGUUUGACACAUCUGGAGCUCUUCUUCACGUGCUCCCGCAUUGACGGUGUUUUCAUCCCAACGAACGUCGCUCGGCUCGCAGGGUCGUGAUUUUUCCAACUUCUCGCGUUCCGGCUCCAACAAACGUAAAGAAAACGGUAGCAGCGCGAGUCGUAUUUCGACAGCGGUCCUUUUGGACUCGGUUUCUUUCAGCCAAGCACAGGUCCACAACCAAGCACAAGGGGCACAGUGAUGUCACUCAAUAAUUCAAUAUACAGCAUAAACUUGAUAUGAAUAUGUAUAUGUAUGUGUUUGAUCUUCAUCAUUAUAAAAUCCAUGUUUACAUAUGUGUGCGAACUUGAAAUAUGCAGUAUGGUUUAACGGGCACGAUGAUGCCGGCAGGUUUAUCGUCCCAGUUAUCGAGGUGCAGGAUAAUUAGGAGGACAGUGCCUCUCAUUGGCCCGGCUGGGGUCUGCACCCUCCGGGAGCUCCGAACAGUUGGGAUCCACGUCCGCUCUGCCAAGGAGCUUCCGCAAUCAGGGACUCGUCGCUUUCCGCCAGCCGAGGUCGAGAUGCGGCCGGGUCCGGGUCCCGCCACGUUUCGCCGAUCCGAUCUUCGUUCGUUCCGGAAAGACCCAGAAGGGUCAGCAUUCUGCGGCCUGCGUAAAGAUUGACCAAGGCAGGUCAACGGCAGAGGUCCCGAUGAGCCUCGUGUCAGUCUGUCGGUGACGCGGACCCCCUGAUUCAGGAACCCUGCUCAAGUGUUUUAGCCACACUUUAUGAACCUGCCGCCUAGGAGACGGCCGUAUACAAGAAUAAAUGGGCAGUCAUUGCACCAGUUCAUCAGGGUUACACUUCCUUUCAGAACAUCUCCUAAAUCCAUACACGUUUUGUACAUCCUGCAGUCGUGUUCAGAUCUGACAGCACAAGGUGUUUUUUAAAGAUGCUUUUACAGUAGUACGUUAACAGCUCCAGCUCGAUGCCUUCAGGUUUAUACUGGUGCUCCGGAGAGGAGGAACGCUUCCAUUUUUUUUUUAACAAAGGUCACUGCUGAAAGCACUUUAAAUCUGAAUCGCUUUUUAAAAACUCUUCCUUAAGUCAAUAAAUUAAAAAACAGUGUUUAUACUGGAGGAAAAAAAUUAGUUCACCGUGAUAUUCAGACUAUCGAAGCAGAGAUGGACAGUUUGUCAGACUGAUUGUACAAUUCCCAAACAUGCCAAGUUACCCGUGUACAUUUGUAAUGCGAUGAGUCCUUAACUGAUUUGUGUGCCCCUUCAUUACUUCCAAUUGUUUCUUUUUUUUUUUGCAUUGUCUGAAACAUAAUUAAAUAUAUGAAAUGACUAACAAAUGUUGCACAUUCUGUGUAAUUGAUAUUUAAAUAACUUAUUUUCCUUUUUUGCUUUUCAUAUCAAAUGUAAUUAUUAACUGUACUAUACAAAUAGCAAUACCUUCUUACUUAUUGCUUUAGCCAGUGGAAAGCUAUGGUAUGUAUGUAUAAUAUACGUGUACAAAUUAUUUUAUGCAGUUCCGGCUAGCUAAUGAUUGUCUAUAAAGAUAUGCCUGUGUAUUGAAGCAUAAAAUGUCUAGAACUAUUUGUCCUUCUGAAAUAUAAUUAAAAAAAAAUUCUUGG
This is a messenger RNA of Scleropages formosus (Asian bonytongue), 7617 nucleotides long. RefSeq names its product SAM and SH3 domain containing 1a (gene sash1a). The record is from RefSeq and is a predicted model, not a curated record. Bases 1004 to 5347 code for a protein of 1447 amino acids. Gene Ontology annotation, molecular function: protein binding. NCBI's taxonomy places the organism in Eukaryota, Metazoa, Chordata, Actinopteri, Osteoglossiformes, Osteoglossidae. The transcript is spliced from 20 exons.